Condylura cristata (star-nosed mole) is the source of this 2589-nucleotide messenger RNA. It is a transcript of the gene COIL, whose product is annotated as coilin. The record is from RefSeq and is a predicted model, not a curated record. Gene Ontology annotation, cellular component: Cajal body. Gene Ontology annotation, molecular function: U2 snRNA binding; U1 snRNA binding. Bases 6 to 1742 code for a protein of 578 amino acids. Lineage: Eukaryota; Metazoa; Chordata; Mammalia; Eulipotyphla; Talpidae. The transcript is spliced from 7 exons. Gene Ontology annotation, biological process: spliceosomal snRNP assembly.
GCAAGAUGGCAGCCUCCGAAACGGUUAGGCUACGGCUUCAAUUUGAUUACCCGCCGCCAGCCACCCCCAACUGCACGUCCUUCUGGCUUCUAGUCGACUUGACCAGAUGCCGAGUAGUCACGGAUCUCAUUAGUCUCAUCCGUCAGCGCUUCGGCUACAGUUCUGGGGCCCUCUUGGGUCUCUACUUGGAGGGGGGACUCUUGCCCCCGGCUGAGAGCGCGCGCCUGGUGCGAGACAACGACUGCCUCAGAGUUAAGUUAGAAGAGCGAGGAGUUGCUGAGAGUCCUGCAGUCAUCAGUAAUGGUGAUGGUACUCCUUUGUUACCCAGAAAAGCAAAGAAGCGGGCAUUUAAGUUGGAGGAGGAUGAAGAAACUGAACUAACUUACAUAAAUUCAAAGAAGCACUGGAAGAGGCAAGAUAGCUGUAACAAUGAGAAAACCUUGGAUCUAGAACUCAAAUCCGUCUCAGAUCAGAGUGUGAGGAAAAAAAGCAAGCGGAAAAAAAAAGCCACAUGUGGGAUAGUAGAUGAGGAUGAAGAAGAGACCAAAAGAAGAACACCAAAGAAAAAGGAGAAGAGUGAAUAUAAAAAAAGGGCAAAGAAUCCCAAGUCAUCUAAAGCCCAGACAGCAAGAGAAUGGACCAUCCAGAACUAUAAUCCUCCAAAAGGUACUCCUGUCAGAAACAACCUUGUUAAAGCCAAGAGGAAAGGUGGAGUGGGAGGGUGUGCGAAAAGCAGUCCCAGCUCCUCCUCAGAGUCUGAGUCUUACAAUGAAUCAACCAGUGAUGGUCUCAGCAAUGUCACCUUGGAGGUCACAAAUUCCUCAGAGAAAAUACCAACCGAGUCAUCAAAGGAAGGACCUGCUGGGAAAAACACAAGCACAAACAAAAUGGCUACAAAAGCUGGCUUUAACUCUGUCCCCACCAAGGGCAAGAUAACCCGAGCAUCAUCUUCUAGCUCAGACUCGAGUUCAGAGUCAGAUGACCAAUGCAUAAUGUCAAAGAGCAGCCUGGAGUGUGCAGCAGGUUUCUUGAACUCAGUAGGCCUCUUUCCAGGAAGAGGUUGCCCAGAUUCAGGGCCAUCAUUGCAGACUCCAGAUGUGACUGGGUGGAAGUACUCAGAUGCAAACGGUGGCAGACAGGCUUCUGGCCCGCCUCCCAAUGUGACUCUCCCCACCAGUCUAGGACGAGGGUGGGGGAGGGGAGAGGACUUACUUUCUUGGAAGGGGGCUAGGGGUCGGGGCACUCGGGGCAGAGGUCGAGGACGAGGACAUGCUGUUGCCAAUAUUUUAAAUAAAAAUAGUGAAUUUCAGAAGCAGCAGCAAUUGAAUGAAAUGUUAACAAACUCAUCUACUAUUAUACAGAAUCCAGUGGAGACACCCAAAAAGGACUACAGUCUGUUACCGCUGUUGGCGGCCGCCCCUCAAGUUGGCGAAAAGAUUGCUUUUAAGCUUUUGGAGUUAACAUCCGAUUAUUCUCCAGAUGUCUCAGAAUAUAAGGAAGGAAAAAUAUUAAGUCACAAUCCAGAGACCCAGCAACUAGAUAUAGAAAUUCUUUCAUCCUUGCCUGCCAUGAAAGAGCCUGGGAAAUUUGACUUGGUUUAUCACAACGAAAAUGGAGCUGAGAUAGUGGAGUAUGCUGUGACACAGGAGAAGAAGAUUACUGUCUUUUGGAGAGAUUUGAUUGAUCCGAGACUGAUAAUUGAAUCUCCAAAUACCAACACAUCCAAGCUAGAUCUUGCCUGACGGUCACCUUUCCACCUCAUAGUUUGUAAAUGUCUAGUGAAAGUGACUAUCAUCUGAACUUUUUUUUAAAAAAAAGAAAAAUUGAAAGUUGUGUGCAUUUACUUUCACUUUAAUGCAUAGAAAAAAGUCUACCUCAUCAUUUAAAAUAACAUGGGUGUGGUUUUUGUAGACUUUUUUUUUCUGUUUCAUUUCUGUAACAAUUUAAAACAUGACAUUCCCUACAGGCAUUGUUAUAUGCCAAUAUGUGCAGUUUCUUCUCUUUUAUUUUUCUUUGAUCAAGUAGCCAUCAGUAGGAGCUUAUAAUACCAAGUGCUGCAUUCAAAAAAUGCUGCGUAUCUUGUCUCAGUAAGUUUUAUUAAGUAACAUUUUAACACAUGACAGCAUGUUACUUGACCCAAUUUUUAAUAUUUAAGUUGUUCCACCAAAUGUGGAAUAUCUUAUAAAUUCCAAGUAUUUUAUACUUGUAAUUGUCAAUAAUUAACAAGUAGUUUGGUUUGCUGCAGGCGAUGUUAAUGAAUCCUUUCACGUUUUGCCCAACUUUAAAACUAAGGAUUCUCAGAGCCUUAUGUAGAACAAUGGAAAUAAGACCUUGAGCCUGUGCCUCGGGAAGAAUUGGUUUUCCAGUUCCAAGGUGAGAGGAUUUACUCUGAGUUCAGACAGGGAAUGUGUUAUCUUGGGACAAAAUCCUAAGCACCUGGCUAAGUACUGGAGGGAGAAUCUUGAACAGAAACUUCUUUUUCUGUUAUUAUUCAACACAAAGCUAAAAUGGCUGAAUAUAUACUGUGAAAAUUGCUUUCUUUUACAAAAGAUCAGAUCCUUCCUUCAGCUUUGCAAAUUUUUAAAUAAA